AUGGCACUUCACCAAGCAAAAUCAGACAAGCUGAUCUUCGCACCCGCCGGCGGCGCUCAAAACGCCCGCGCCGACCAAUUCCUCCAGCACGAGUCUCAGGGCGGCCUGCACCGGCGCGACCUGGACCCAGCCAGCCCCAUCACCCAGUUCCACUCAUGGUUCUCAGCCGCGCAGUCCCACGCCGCCCCGGCGACAGGGCCCAGCAGCCAGCAGCAGGAAAAGCAGCAGCCGGCCAUCCCUCACCCGGAGACCUGCACCCUCUCGACGGCCUCGCUCCCCUCUGGCCGCGUGUCCGCCCGCGUCGUGUACAUGAAGGAGCUGGACGCCCGCGGGUUCGUCGUCUACUCCAACUUCGGCACGAGCCGUAAGGCGCGCGACCUCGAGUCCAACCCCUGGGCGAGCCUGGUGUUCUGGUGGGAGGCCCUCGAACGCCAGGUCCGCGUCGAGGGCCGAGCCGAGCGCCUGCCCCGCGAGGAGAGCCAGAAGUACUUUGACACGCGCGUGCGCGGGAGCCGCGUCGGGGCGUGGGCGAGCCGGCAGAGCGCGGUGCUGAGUUCCGAGGUGGGCGGGGCUGGUGGGGAUGGCGCCGGGGAGGGCGACGACGGGCGCGCACAGCUGCAGCGGUGGGUCGACGAGGCGGAGGGGCGGUUCAGGGGCUCCGAGGACAUCCCUGUGCCUGAGUUCUGGGGCGGGCUGAGGAUCGUGCCCGAGCGGGUUGAGUUCUGGCAGGGCAGGGAGAACAGGCUGCACGACCGGUUUGUGUAUGAGAAGGUGGAGGGGCAGGAGGACAAGUGGACGCUGGAGCGUCUGAGCCCGUGA
Diaporthe citri is the source of this 819-nucleotide messenger RNA. RefSeq lists its product as uncharacterized. The transcript is spliced from 2 exons. The record is from RefSeq and is a predicted model, not a curated record. Gene Ontology annotation, biological process: pyridoxine biosynthetic process. Bases 1 to 819 code for a protein of 272 amino acids. Gene Ontology annotation, molecular function: pyridoxamine phosphate oxidase activity; FMN binding. NCBI's taxonomy places the organism in Eukaryota, Fungi, Ascomycota, Sordariomycetes, Diaporthales, Diaporthaceae.